Peniophora sp. CBMAI 1063 is the source of this 348-nucleotide messenger RNA. Lineage: Eukaryota; Fungi; Basidiomycota; Agaricomycetes; Russulales; Peniophoraceae. The record is from the annotation of a GenBank genome assembly.
AUGGUCGAACUCAAGUUCAACUCUUUCCACUCCGAUCCUAUCCUCAAGUACCUUCCCCCUUUUAUCACGGAUGAAGAUGGCGAUCCGCCCAUUGGCGACGUGGAGGGCGCCAUCCGGUUCUGGGAGAGGCUCUUGAGGAAGUACAAGCGGUAUGGGCGCCAUCCUUACCUACUCGUCCGCUACGCCUCGGCAGUCUCCCCAGUGUCCCCAGGGCAUGCACUGUUUCUGCUCGAGGAGGCGCACGCAGAGAUGGCUGCGCGCGACGUGGAAAGCAGUGCCCGGUUCGAGGACUUGAUCGCAGCGUUCACAAAGGAGAUCAUCUACGAGGACAUCCACACCUGCACGUGA